This is a messenger RNA of Spodoptera litura, 771 nucleotides long. RefSeq lists its product as uncharacterized. The record is from RefSeq and is a predicted model, not a curated record. NCBI's taxonomy places the organism in Eukaryota, Metazoa, Arthropoda, Insecta, Lepidoptera, Noctuidae.
UUAUUUUACAAAACAUUAUUAACGAAGUGUAACUGUCAGUAAUACGAACUCGAAUAAUAAAACGAAUAUCUUCAAAAUGUCUUCGAAAAUCGUUCUCAUUGUUUGUGUUGUGAUCGCUGUAGUGGCUGCAGUUCCUGCCCAAACUGGAGGUGGUGCUGGACCCUGGGCUGUUGCUGGUGGUUGGGGUGGAGCCGGUGGAGGAGCUGGUGGAUGGGGACCAGCUGGUGGUUGGGGAGCAGGAUGGGGUAAUGGAGGAGCCAACCCUUGGAUCCCACCAUGGGUAGCCAGCGCCCCAUGGUACCCACAAUGGGUUCCUUGCACCACCGUUGGCAGUUCUUGCCAGGAUUGUACCACUAGGUUGGUGUGCACUAAGGUCGGAGGCCUGCAGCGUGCUUGCACUGACCCUGCCCUGCCCUACUGCAACCUUGGAGAGUGCUCUGCUACCCCUUCGGCUGAGUGUGCUCCUGCUGACGACGCCAGCGCUGAUGCCGCUGCUUCUUCUCCAAGUGAAACCGCUGUCUAAUCAAAUUUGAUGCAUUCAAGCUUUUCGUUAGUCGAACUUUUAGUGUUCCAAUUUUAAAUACUCUAUUUGACAAUAAUGACUGUUAACUAUCUAUUUUUGUAUAUUAGAAAAGUUUUCUUUUAUGAAUUGUUUCAAAUUAUUUAGUGCAAUGCGUUCGUUUGUUUAAUAGUUUAUUAGUUUGGCACAAUAUUAGACUAGGUAUUGUAAUCAAAAUUGUUCUCAUAAAAUACAUUAGCAAUUACUGUGAG